Messenger RNA from Lagopus muta (rock ptarmigan), 15310 nucleotides. RefSeq names its product chondroitin sulfate proteoglycan 4-like. The record is from RefSeq and is a predicted model, not a curated record. Lineage: Eukaryota; Metazoa; Chordata; Aves; Galliformes; Phasianidae.
AUGUCAGGGCGCCUCUCGCUCCGAAACACGGCCCAUUUCGGAACACGCGGGGUACGGCCCGGCUCUCCGACUCGGCACUCCGGCCCCGGCCACAGCCACCGAGAAGGCCGGGCCGGGCUGUGCCGGCGCGGAGCCGCCCCCCUCACGGCGCUGCGAGCGGAGGCGGGACGGGGGGAAGCGGCGAUCGCUGAGGGGAGGGCGGGGAGCUCCGCGGCGGGACCCCGGCUCCCCAAGGCCUCGCCCCUCUUGGGCGGCGGCAUGGCGGGCGGGCUCCGCGCCCCGCUGUUAGCAGUGCUGGCGCUGCUGCUGGCCGCCGACCGGGCGGCUCUCGCAGUGUCAUUUUAUGGUGAUAGUUUUGUGGCAUUGAAGAUGGCAGAAGCGUCCUGUCAGACAACCUUACAGUUACGGUUUUUAACAAGCAAGCCACAUGGAUUGCUCUUUCUUGCAGCUGGGAAGAAAGGUUAUUGUUUGAUAGAGUUACAGUCAGGAAAUCUGCAGUUGAGAAUUAACUUUGGCAUGGGAGAACGAAUAUUGCGAUCUUGGCAAAAAUCUCAUCUGAAUGAUUUAGCUUGGCACUUGGUUGAACUGCAUCAUGAACGUGAUAAUGUCACAUUGUUAAUUGAUAAAAAUGAUAGGACUACUGCAAAAAUGCCUGGAUUUCUCUAUGAAUUAAAUAUUGAUCAUGGAUUCUACCUUGGUGGUACUACAGAACUUGAUGUUCCUUACCUUGCUAGGGGACUGCCCAGCUUUCGAGGAUGUAUUGAUGAUGUGUUAUUUAAUCAGCUAAACAUUCUGAUGCCCCUGAGAUCUUCCAGCUUUAAAAAAGUCCAUGAAGUUUCAAUGGGAUGCAGCGAUGAAUUCUUUGCAGGUGAAGAUGAACCCAUCAGUUUUUUUAGUUCCAGAUCCUAUGUUUCUUUCCCAUUAUGGAAUGUUGAUGGUGAGGGAAUCUUGGAAUUUGCAAUGCAAACAUCAGCUGCACGUGGCUUGCUGCUUUAUCAUCCCGGACAAGAAGGAGAUUUCAUUGCAAUGGAAGUGGAAGAUGGAUUGAUUAAAGCCUAUUUUGAAAAGCAUAAAAGUAGAACCCACCUUUCCUCUCUUAGGUCAGUCAAUGACAGUCAUUGGCAUUAUAUUAAGCUGAAAUUUACUGCAGAAUAUUUACAACUGACAUUGGAUAAAGAAACUGUUAAAAAAUCAUUCCCUCCUCAAAACGAGCUGCUGCUUCUGAACGGGUCUCUCUUUGUAGGUGGCGUAGAUGACAGUAAACGAUCAGAAGUGAUUAAGUUAGGGCUAACCUCUAUGUCUGGUAUGUCUGGUGCAUCUGGGAAGCAUGGCAGAGGAAGGUCCUUCAAAGGUUGCUUGAGAGACCUGAAAGUCAAUUCAGAAAAGAAAUCGCUGAAGAAUGUUCAAGUAACAAAGGAUAUUUCAGCUGGAUGUGAAACGGAAAAUGCUUUUAAUACAAAUCUUUCUUUGGAGAUGGCUGUAAAAUAUCCUACUGUAAAAGCAGCCCCAACACUUGCCCUUUCCCCUGAAGACUUUGUCUCUCUGGGAAAGGAAGAUGAAAACCACUUUUUAGUUCUGAGUAACCUGCUUGUUCAAGAAGGUGGAAAAGCCUCACUUGAAUCUAAACAUAUUCAAGUUAAUUUAGACUUUCAGAAAUUAGGAAUUAAUCUGUCACAAAUUCUUUUCGAAAUAAAGGAACCGCCAUCACGUGGUAACUUGAAACUAGAUGUUGAACCAGUGCUGGAGGUAAAUAUGUUUACUUUGCAGGAUGUGUGGCAAGGGAAGAUUCUGUACAUCCAUGGUGGCUCUGAAGAUACUUAUGAUUAUUUUAAUUUCUCAGUUUCUGCAAACAAUAGAAAGACUGCGCCUCCAUAUUUGCAAAGAAAUGAUGAGUAUAUGUUUAGCAUUAUCAUCACUCCAGUAAAUGAUGCUCCUGAGAUCACACUUGCUGAGGGAAACUUACUGCUUUUGAUAGAAAACUCAAAGAAACGUUUGACUAGUGACUUGAUAAAAGUAUUAGAUAAUGAUACAGAUCCUCUGGACCUCAGUCUUUCAGUUCUUGGAAAUCUUAAUGCAAAUGCAGGAUAUUUAGAAAAUUCAAAGCAUCCUGGAAAGGCUAUUACUACUUUUUCUAAUGAGGACUUACAAAAAGGCUAUGUUUUCUUUGUCCACACAGGCGUCAGGAACUCAAGAAUUGUUCUGAGAGCAAACGAUGGUGAGAAAGUGAGCAAUACUGUUGUGUUACGCGUCAUGGCAAUUCCUUUGGAAUACAGAGUUGUUAGCAACUCAGGAAUAAAACUUGUCCAGGGUGCUACAGCUCUAAUCACAUCCAAGCAUCUGACAGUUGAAACAAAUGCCGACCUACAAGAGCUGGAGAUUCAAUAUGAGAUCACAGUUGCACCCCAGUAUGGGGAAGUUCAAAGGCAGCAUUCAAGGGGGGAAUGGAAGCAAGUCAGCUCUUUCUCUCAGCGCUCCAUUCAGCGCAGCCGUGUGCGAUACUGUGGCACUUUUAAGGAAGUUCAACGGGAAAAUAUUACUGACCAAUUUAAAUUCAAAGUUAGCAUAGGAAACAGAAUCAGUGAAGAGUAUGUGUUUCCAGUCCAAGUGAAAUGGUUAAGGUACCGUUUAUUGAAAUAUGCUCCUCUAGAAAUCGAAAAAUCAAAAAAGAAAUACUUGAAUUCAGAUAAUCUUUUUGCUGUGCUUAUGGGUCAAGAAGUACCUGAAGAUGAGCUUCACUUUAAAUUGCUGUCCUUACCAAAGAGUGGAGAUAUACUGCUUAAUGACCAGUCUUUGAAAGAAUAUUCAGUCUUUAGCCAGAAAGAUAUUGCUGAUCAAAAAGUGGCAUAUCAGUUAAUGAGCAACUAUUGUGAAGACAAUCAUGAUUCAUUUAAAUUCCUCAUCUCUACAAAGUAUCUGGAAUCAAAUAUCUUUGACUUUGAAAUCUACAUCAAAUCAGAUUUUAGAAACAUAAUUUUAAUUAACAAUGGCUUAACUGUUACUGAAGGUGAAGGAGAAUUAAUAACAAACUCAAAAUUGUUUGUGCAAACACUGGAUAAUAAAACUUUGCAAUAUACAGUUUUAAAGUUUCCUAAACAUGGGAAAUUAAAACUCAUUAAUUCUUCAGAUUCAUUUGAGAGUAAUGGCAAUCUCACCACUUUCACUAAUAAAGAUAUAACUGCUAAGCGUCUUAUGUACGUUCAUGAUGAUUCUGAAACAGUGUUUGAUGAAUUUCUUGUGAGAGUUUCCAAUGAAGAAUCAAGGGAGAGUGCAAUCUUUGAUCCUGAAGUAGGACCUUCCUCAGUAGAAAUUAGAUUCAACAUUUCCGUCCAGCUGAAGAAUGAUGAAAAACCAGUACGUGUUGUUGAUAAAGUAUUCAACAUUGUGAGAAAUGGACAACGAUUAUUGACUUUGUCAGAUCUUUGUUAUCACGAUCCUGAUUCUGAUUUUGAAGAUGGGCAGCUGCUAUACACAAGACGUGGCAUUUCGAAUGGGGAUUUGGUGCUAACAAAUGAUUCAUUGCACAGACUCUAUCAAUUCAAGCAAGCAGACCUGGAGCAAAAGCAAGUCUUGUUUAUACACCAUGGUGCAGAUUUUGGGCGUUUUGUGCUCUUUGUGACAGAUGGCAAACAUUACACAUCUUUCCUUCUAGAAGUUAAUGCCACUGAUCCUUAUCUUAGGUUGGCAAAUAACACAGGCCUGUUGGUUCAAAAAGGAAAAGAGGAAAUUGUUACAACAGCUAACCUAAGUGCUAGUACAAACCAAGACAUCAGAAAUGAUCAUGAGAUUACAUUUCAGAUAACCACUUUCCCAAAAUAUGGAAAAAUAUAUGUAAAUAGUUUAGUGAUGGACUCCUUCACACAGCUUGAUCUGAUAAGGGGGUACGUGACCUACAGGCAUGAUGACAGCAACAACCUUAUUGACAUGUUUAACUUUACAGUCUAUGCUAAAAACAUCCAUCUUGAUUCUGCUGUGCAUGUUCGCAUGUAUUUGGAAGGUCAUCAGUGGCCACCAAGGAUUGUGAACAGUAACAGUCUCUUAGUUGAAGAAGGAAAAACAGUUAAGAUCAGUAAAGGAAAACUGCAAGUUGCCCAUGAAAACAGUUCUCCAUAUGAGAUUGUGUUCACAGUAAGGCAGCUUCCAUUACAUGGAUACAUUCGGAUGUUUUCAUCAGAUGAGAGUUAUCUUGGUGCUGAACAAAAGCCAGUUCUGACCUUCACACAGCAAGAUGUUGAUGAGGGCAAAGUUCAGUAUGUGCAGACAGUUUCUGACCAAUUAAGUGACUAUUUUUCUCUGGAUGUGACCAAUGGUGUCCAAACCGUGAAUGGAAUAGAAAUCUCAGUUGACAUUAUUCCCAAAAUGAUUCCCUUGGAAGUAAAGAACUUCACAGUAGUUGAAGGUAGCUCAAAAGCCCUCGUGGAAGAUGAUCUAAAAAUUUCUAGUAGACACUUUGCAGGACUCAGCUGUGAGAUUAUUUUAGUUGACCAGCCAAAGCAUGGAUAUUUUGAAGAUUCUAAUGCUCCUGGAAUAAAGUUAAACAGAUUUACCAAAAAACAGGUGGAACAAGAAUUAAUCUACUAUGUUCACGAUGGCAGUGAGGAACUAAUGGACAAUUUUACCUUUAUAGUAAAUAACACUGAAUUACAGAAACAAAGCUUGCCUCAAACAAUGUUUGUAACAGUUACCGCAGUAAAUGAUGAAGCUCCUGUUAUAAAAGUUAACAGAAUUCUUCAGGUUUGGGUGGGUUCAGUCACAGAAAUAACUGAUGAUGACCUCUGUGCAGAAGAUAAGGACUCCUCACCAUCAGACCUGAUUUAUUCAAUUACAUCACCCAGCAAUGGGUACUUGGCUCUGAAGUCUUCUCCAAACAAGAGCAUCCUUAGUUUUACUCAGGCUCAUAUAAUUGAAGGGCAGCUGGUAUUUGUACACAAUGGGGCAAUGUCUGGAGGCUUCAACUUUCAGGUAACAGAUGGCUUGAACUUUUCACCACGGCAGAUUUUUAGCAUCACAGCUCGGUCUCUGGUCAUUAGCCUUGAAGUGAACAAUGGACUCAGAGUCUUUCCAGGUUCCAGGAAACCUAUUUCACAACAUGAUCUGAAAGCUGUAACCAGUGAUGUGACCAGUGCAGGAAACAGAACUAUAACUUUUAUGAUUCUAGUUUCCCCCAAACUUGGAAGGCUGAUCAGAACAAGCUCUGAUAAUACCACUCAGGAAAUCCUCAGUUUUACACAGUCUAUGGUGAAUGAAGGUGUGAUCAUGUAUGAGCACUCAAAGGCAGAGUCAGCUGACUGGAGUGCAGAAGAUUUCUUUACAUUUACUGUCUCUUCUCCACCAUCAGCUUUAGACCCUCAGAUAUUCCAUAUUGUCAUUUCAUAUGAAAUUCCCAGGCAUGAUUGGAACAGUCGUCUUCUUUCAAAUACAGGUACUGUAGUCCAGGAAGGAGGUAGAAUAUUAAUCAACAAAACACAUUUAGAUGCUUCAAAUCUAUUGAUUAAGCUACCUGAAGUACAACGCUCCAUGUAUGAAGUCUGGUACCAAGUUGUGUCUUUACCCCACCAUGGUAUAAUAAUUGUUGGAGAAAGAAAUGUUACAAAAGAAAAACCUAAUUUCUCACAACACAUACUGAACAAAUUUGGAAUUGUGUAUGUGCAUGAUAAUUCUGAAUCACUUAUGGACAAUUUCACUUUUGCUGUUUGGUUAAACCUAAAGACCAAGUCUGCAACAAAGCCCCAUGGUGAAGUUUUAGAAGAGAUGUUUAAUAUCACUAUUAUUCCAGUGAAUGAUCAACCACCAGAACUGAAGACUAAAAGGCUGCACCUGAAAGUCCUGCAGGGAGAUGUGUCAAUGCUGGGGUCGGAGAAUCUGAAAGUUGAAGACUUAGACAACACGCCAGCAGAGCUCAAAUAUUCCAUUGUUAGCAACCCCAAUAAUGGUUAUUUAGCAAUGAAGAGCAAUCUGAGUAUCUCUAUACAGGAUUUCACACAAGCUGAUAUUGACAGUGGUGGGGUUUGGUUUGUACAGGAUGGAAGUUCUUCUUCUGGGGUGUUUUAUUUCAGUGUGACUGAUGGUAAACAUCGUCCCUUAUACAAACUUUUCAGUCUUGAAGUUGUACCAAUUACUCUUGUUCUGGUCAACCUUACGGAUGUUGCACUUCCACAGGGUCAGACAUCUGUCACUAUUACUAACACACAGCUUUCAGCUGUCACAAAUGGAAAAAGCACUAAUGUCAUGUAUGAAUUAACUCAACCCCUCAAGUAUGGGCACCUGAUGAUUGAAAAUGAGCCGGUUACUAAAUUUGAGCAGACAGAUUUGAACUUGGGAAGACUUUCUUACCACUUGUCAAAUUUCACUGUGUUUAGAGAAGUACUGAUGUUUAUGAUAUUCACCGCAGAAAGUAAUCUAACAGAACAAGUGCUGAACAUCACAAUGAAGCCUUUAGUGCAAGUUGUGUCUGACAUGCAAAUUUCAAAUCAAGCAGUUUAUAAACUCAAAAGCAAUGACCUGGAUGCUUCUGAGCUAGCCAAUUUAACAAACAGUAAUCCUAGAUUUGAAGUUAUAGUGCCCCCAGCUCAUGGGAGGAUUGUAAAAAAAAGGUUUGUGAAUGAUGCAGUGUUUGAAGAUAUUCAGACAUUCACCCAAACUGAUAUUGAUGGAGGUGUUGUGCUUCUUGACAUAGAUACAAAUAUGACAGGCAUUGAUCUAUUAAAUGAUUCAUUCACAUUUGUGCUCAGAGCAGAUGAUGUGCAGCCUGCUGUUGGCCAUUUUGAGUAUUCCAUAGUGCCAUACAGUCCUCCUCUUGUGCAGAAUUUCACAGCUGAAGUGCCUUUCAUAACCAGUAUGACCACUUUAAAGAUUCCAACUACCUCUAAUGACAGGGUGCUAGUUUACUCCCGUGAUGAAGUACCUACUGUAGCACCAAAGAAGAUUGUCCCAGACGUGUGGGUAGGUCGGAAACGCUGGGGAAAUCAACUGGAGGAAGGUCCAUUGCUAAAUCUUGCAGUGGGAACAAGGGGAUCUGCAGGGACUGAGACCACAGAUCAGGUUAAUGCCAUGAGCUCCAGAGAGCAAGCUGGUGAAAGCAGCAAUCAUUUGUACAUCAUUAUACCCCUGGUCCUGGUGUCUGUGUUACUCAUUAUUGUUGUUAUUUCUGUAUGCAUUUUGCUAAUGUGUCAGAAGAAAGAGAAGGCAAAACCCCUUGUCAAAAAUCAAACAGAUGUAGUCCUCAGCAGUCCAGGUCAUUGUCUGGAACGGAGUCUGACUGUACCCACCGUUACAGUGACCCCUCUCCUGAAGGGAGCCGAGGGAAAUACAUCCUCUGCACUGAUGGCAGUAAGGCAUGAACAGCUGCUUCCUACCAUGCUUCCUCUGACUGCAGAACAGCCUUUGCAAAAUAGCUGGUUAAACCUAGAUCCUGAAAUGAUCCAGUAUUGUCGAAAAACAAACCCAACUUUGAAGCGCAGUCAGUACUGGGUGUAGUUCAUGGCCAGUUUUGGUCAUGCCAACUGAUGUAAUUUGGAAGGAGAGUGUACCUUACUGACACACAAUUCUUUAUUAUGAUAAUUUAUAAUAGGUCAAAUGGUGCAUUGUUUGUUAGGUGAAACCCACAUAGCUGUGAAAUAGUCUUACUGAUUACAGUGGCCAUGAAUUGAGUUUUCCCACCUGAUCAGAUGCAGAACUUGUCCUCAGAUUUUUAGUGCAGUCUGUGUGUGCAGUAUUUUUUAUUUUCCAUGACAGGGGUAAACUAAAAUGUACUGUCAUGGAUUAUAUCUAUUUUAACAUUAUUAUUUUUUGAAGAACUAAGUUUGCGGUAAAAUCCUGUGUUCUUUCCUGAACUGGUACUUCUAUUUUAAGAACUUGAAACUGUUUUUACAAGUAGAUAUCAAGGUGCUAAUCUUGAUAAUGUCAUUUUGACCCAAAGGCUGUUCAAAGGCCAAUAAUAAAGAAACAAAGCUGUAAUUAUUUUGCCAGGUAUUCAUCUGGAUCAGUGAGCUUGAAAUCUGGCAUUCAUUUCAGCAGUAAUUCUAUGACAGUAGCAGUAAGUAAAGGUUCCAAUAAAAUGCUUACUGGGAGGUGGCUUUUUUUUUAUUGUUUGUUUUGUGUUUUCCUAAUUUGUUGCUGGAGUGUAGCCUCAAUAUCUGCAGACUGGUAAAAUGUAUCCAUGGCCUCUAAUCCACAUGGCAAAAAUUGUGCCUCUGCCAGUCAACCUGCCUGCCGAAUUAUUUUCAGGCUUAGUUUAUGUCUGGAAGAACGUAUCAAAUUUCCUGUUUCUUACUAAGGGCUAAGUUCUGCCUUCAGUGAAGCAAGAGCAGCUCUCUUUGUGAUCUGUGAGUCCAAGCAGAUGAUGGUAUCAUCAAAUCCUUUGCUGCAAACUACUUUGUGUGGUGGAGCUACUGACUGAAUACUGUGACUAAAAACAUACUCCCUUCUGAAGGUUCACAAUUUACCAUUCAUCUCCCAGAAUGCAAGUCUUGUGUGCCUUAUGCUCUCUGACAGGUACUAUGUACUCUUAAUUAUCUUACUCAUAGUACAUACUUAGUCAUAGCAAAAUGUGCAGUUAUUUCUCUGUAAGGAUAAUGUUUUUGUGAUUAAUGUUUUUCCAUUUAUGAAAAUGAAUAGUGGUGUGCGGUCUCCUGUUAAGGUCCAUUCUUUCUUCCACUGAAAACAACAGCUAAAUUCUUACUGACUUCAGAGGACAAAAUCACCAAUGAACUUCUCAUAUAUUUUUGUAUGACCUUUUAGGUAGCUUCUCUGUAAAAACACUGUCUGUAAAUGUCUCACUGCUGCAUUAUUAUUAUUAACACUGGAAUAAUAUUUUGUUUUAUCCAAAUUACUGCUGUUUUUGCUUUUGUAGCAUGGAUGUAUAGGUCCUUGGUGCUAUUAAUUUCACAGUUCUUCAUUUUGGUUGUCUUUUUCUGCUGUUGAUUGAUUGCGUUUCUGGCAUUUACAUAUUUCAGUUGAGGGAAAUGUUUACCAGUGAGAAGGGCCAGACUAAAUCUCUGUUACUGCUAUGUCCCAGGAGCUAAAUACUUGAGUAGCAUGCCCAGUUAGAAACAUUUUAAAGCAGUACACUGUUUGGAGCCUGCUGCCAGGUCAGUGUCAGUGGAAAAUAUGCAGGCAACAUUUUCAACUGUUUCAGUUAGUGGAGAGAUAUGAAUCCUUCAUAUGCUCAAACUAAAAUGUAUUUGAAGCAUAUUAUGCAGUUUUUGUUUUACUUGCCAUCUUUUGUCUUUACUUGCCAAUACUUGCCAUCAAGGAAAAUUUGCCAUUUUUCCUUGAUGCCACUGUGAGCAGGCUUGAGGUCACCUUCUACCAUCAGUGUAAAAGCCUGGGAUUUGAGAUGUCCCAGAUGGACUUUACAAGCAUGCAGUAUAGGCCUUUCUAGUUAAAAACAAAAACAAAAAACCUUUGCUACUAUUUUAGAAACUGUCAGCAAAGAGGUGGUGCUGUCAGCCAUUGCAGGGACACCCUAGCAUCUUUGUGGAGGUGCAGUUGUAGUCUCCUGCCACUUCCUGAGACCUUAUUUGCUAUCACCAAGCAAACAGCAACUUCUUCCAGAUUCCAGCUGUCAGCAGAGCACUUGCAAUACCCUUCCUCCGGUGCCAUUUAGCCAGUAGCAGGAACUCAAUUCCUUUGUAUCUACUCCAAGGCUCCACUCCAAUAAUAAAAAACAAUAAUUAAGAGUUAUAAUCCAGUAGUUCCAUGACACUUAAAGAAGCAUGUCUCACAUUUCCCUAUGGUUGAGACCCUCCUGUCAACAGAAAAAGAAGUGUCAUACUCCAGAAUGAAGUUACACCUACCAUGGAAUGAAGUUACAUGCUUUUAGUGCGGUAUCAAAAUAUUGUUACUGGAGUCCACAGUGUAGACAAGCUGAAAAAAAAAAAAGAGAUGAAAUAUGUGCCUAAGAGACUUUUUAAACUAUGUAUCAUUGUAAAGACAGGUAAGGAGGUGGCUGUGCUUGUUGUGCCAUAGAGAUGGAAGAUAGGGCUACUGCAGUGGUGGUAAUGGUAAAAAAUGAAGCCACAACAUAUUAUCAAGUGAAUAAAAAAAACAGUAAUGCGAUUAGAACUUGAAAACUGGAUGGACCCUUUGCAUAUCUGUAUUUGUAUUCUCUGAGCAAGAAAUAAUAGAAAAAUACAGAGGAGAUGGCUGAGUUUUUGUGUAAGCAUAAUGAACUAAACUCUUUUUUUUUCUUUUUUUGAACUUUCUUUUUCUUUCAGAAUUGCUCUUGCCUGACAACAGAAGUUUACUUCAAGUAGAAUGAGCACUAUGAGCUGUGUUUUAAGAACAGGGCUGUUUCUAAAGUGUUAAUUUUUUCUUUAGUAAAAACCUAAAGGCCUGAUUGUGAUGUAUACCAGCAUUUAGUUUGCUCUCCCAGUGCUGCUGUUACACAACCGUGCCAUAAUACUUGCCAUACUAUUGAACUUUUGGAUGAGAACUCUCUGUGGAGAAGUAUAUUGUAUCACUGAUUGCUGGGUUUUGUAUAAAAUGCUCUCUUUAAUAUUAUAAUUGAUAAUUACAUGUGGAUUUUACUUUAGUAUCGUAACCAGAGUCCUAUUAAAAAAAAAAAAAAAGAGUGCCUUAAUGUAAUGUAAGCUUUUCCACUGGACAAGGCAGAAUAGCCUCUGUCAGAGAAUGGUUUAUCUUAUCUUACCUCAUCACGUGUCCUCUGGGCUGUGUUCAACAUGGGCAUGAAAGUAACAUUAACAUUGAUUCAUUUCAGGCCAGUCAGUCUCCCCUCCAUUCCUAUAAGGCAGUGGGACAGCUUGUUCUGCAUGCCAUUGCCAAGCAAUCAGAAGACAAGAAGAUUAUCAGGAGUAGUCAACAUAGAUACACCAAGGAGAAAUUGUGCUGUGAGAAAACAUUCUGUGAUGUCCUCAGCAGCUGAGAAGGUGGGGAUGAGCAGUGGAUGUUGUGUAUCUUGACUUCAUCAAAGUGUGGACACCGUCUCCCACAGCAUUCUUAUUAUGAAACUUAGAAAGUGUGGGAUAGAUGUAUGUAUGGUGAGGUGGAUUGAGAACUGGUUGACUGACAGAGCUCAGAGUGUGGUCAUCAGAGGUACAGAGUCCGUUUGGAGGCCUGUAAGUAGUGGUGUUCCCCAGCAGUCAUUGCUGAGUCUGAUCUUCACCAGUGACCUGGAUGAAGAGAUGAGUAGAGUCCACCUUCAGCAAGUUUGCUGAUGAUGCAAAGCUGGGAGGAAUGACUGACACUCUGGCAGACAGUGCUACCAUUCAACAAGACCUGCACAUACUGCAGAGUUGGGCAGAUUGGAACCUGAUGAGGUUUAUCAGAGCAAGUGUAGAGUCUUGCACCUGGGAAGGAAUAACCACAUUCAUCAGUAAAGGGCAGGGGCUGAGCUGCUGGAGAGGAGCUCUGCAGAGGAGAACCUGGGUUUCCAGAUGGACAACAGGUUGGCCAUGAUCCAGCAGUGUGUCCUGGUGGCCAAGAAGAUAUCCUGAGGUACAUUAAAAAGAGUGGCUAACAAGUUAAGGGAAGUGAACCUCUCACUCUGCUCUGCCUUGGGGAGGACACAUCUGGAGUACCUUGUCCAUGUCUGGGCUUCCCAGUUCAGAAAAGAUGGAUAUCCCAGAAGGAGUCCAGUAGAGGACCUCAAAGAUGAUAGAGGGCCUGGAGCAUUUCUCGUGUGAGUACAGGCUGAGCAACCUGGGUCUGUUCAGCUUGGAGAUAAGAAGACUGAAAGGGAAUCUGAUUAAUGUUUAUAAAUAUCUAAAGGGAGGUGGGAAGCAAAUGGGUGAGGCCAGGUUCUUCUUGGAGAUGUGUAGCAAUAGGACAAGGAGUAAUGACCUAAAACUCGGACAUAGGAAGUUCCAUACUACCAUGCAGAAGAAAUUUAUCAUAAGGGUGAUGGAAAACUAGAACAGGUUUCCCAGAGAGUUUGUGAAGUUUCAUUCUAUGGAGAUGAUUCAAGACCCAUCUGGAUGCCUGCCUGUGUGACAUGCUGUAGGGGACCAGCUAUUGCAGGGGGAUCAGACUCUGAUCUCUUGAGCUCCUCUCCAACCUGUGUGAUUCUGUGAUUUGAGUUUUCUGAAACAGCACUGCAAUGGGUGGGUUUAAAGAAGUUUUAUGUCAUUUCACUACACAUGCUUAGAAUAUCUUGAAGUACCAGUUUCUUAAAUGUUAAUAUAUUAGUGCUGUUUUGUCCCUGUUCCAAAAGGCAGUAGAACAAGCCUCUUGAUACCUGUCAGCCGUGUGCAACAGUCAUGCUGAAUUACAGAGCUGUUUUAGUAUUAAUUGUGUGCCCCAGAUACGGUAAAAAUGUAAGCACCUUAUGCUUGCCUUAGAGAAUAAGGCAGUGUGCAUUUGGCUGGCUCUGUGAGGAGCCAUGCAGUUUAAAAUUCUAUCUGUUGCAUGCUAAAACUGCUUCCCAAUUUCAGGAUAAUAAAUUAAGAUAAUAUUACCCCGUAUUGCACUAAAUGAUUUCUUUAACCGGAUUUUGAUCUGUCUUUAAUCAGAACUGGGAUGGUCUGUUGUUGUUUCUGUAGCUUGAAAUGUCAGAAAUUCUGGUGGCAGCAAGGGAGCAGCUUCCCCUGGGCCAUGACACAGCAUCUUGACACAGAAACCCGUAAGUCCCAGCUACAACAUUCGUUGCAGCAGCCUAUUAAGACCUCCUAGACCAAGUCCAGCAGUGAAUUACUGCAGUGUGCUAAGCUACAGGCAUACAUCCUGUCUGCACCAUUUUUUUUUUCAAGCCUACCCUUUUGAUGUUAUAGUGAAAUACUUUCUGUGAAUAUUAUUAAAGAUGCUAAAAAUAAUUGUUCUGGCAUACUCAGCAGAAACUGUUUAUCUUCACUUGUUUCAAAUAGUCGUUUCUGCCAGAGCCUGCCUACCCCAAAUCCAGUCCUGGACCAGAAUGUUCUUUCAUUGCAAUCUAUAGUUUCACAUCUGUUUGUAGGGAAACGUGGUAUGGUGAAAUACUUGCUUUGCAUGCUCAAUUCCUCAUUUCCAGUUUUGCUUCUUGGUUAUUUUUGCAGUAAUGCUUUGUACAUGCUGGUAACCACUGCCUAAACAUGAAGUUGUUUGCAGACUGAAGUUUUAGCUGCAUCAUGUUUUCAAGGCCACGCAGAGGGAAGAGCAUCAGAUCUCCAACACUGGGGGAAAAUCAAAACUGAGCAUUGUUAUGGCAUAUAACUGAGCGUCAGAACUUUCUGAAAGAGCACAAGCAAACAGCUCAGAAUAAGUCAGUGGUGUAGUUUAUAGCAUGUGACUUACCAAACUCAUUACAUAGCAAUUUUCGUGUAUAGUACAGGAAAAUGUGUCUGAAUGAGAUUCUAGACAGAAUUUUAAAAUAAUCAGAGAUAUCAAAAGUGCACGUAUCAUAUACAGGUUCAAAUAUGUAUAAAUGAGGUUAAAUAAGUAGGUCAGAGAAAUGUACAAAGUUGAUUUCAGAUAUGCAAAGUCUCCAGGAGAGCUGCUUUGCUAUCAGGAAGUACUGGGGAAGAUGUUGGUUAAUGUGGGGGGAGCCAGGAGGACAGGACGGAGACACGUUCACUGGGGUAGACAGAAAUACAUGAAAACCACACAAGGUCAUUUAGAAGCAAACUUGCUUCUUUGAAAGGCAGAAGUGAUGUAGAAGUGCCACAUGAUUAUGACAUGCCACAUGGUUUAAAGAAGUCUCCUCUCUGCCAGAAGAACAAGAAGUGAGAUGACAAGUUCUCUUGCCAUACAAGGAGAGAAGUUCAAUUGGCUUUUUUUUUUGUGCAUUUCUUCACAGCUGGUAGGAGAUUCAGUAGAAUUAAACUUGCUAUGGCAUGAACAUACUGAAUGUAGACUUAGAAGAUGGCUGGCUGUCAAGAAGUCCAGUGGUGGGGAUAAAUCAGAUCAAAUCACAAAGAUUCUUCGUUAUAUAACCAUUGCCCAGUCUUGCUGAGCAGAUUUAGCCAGGAAAUAACAGAGAUGUUAAAGCCUGCUGGCAUGAAUAUUGCCUUAAAAACAGAGCUACCAUGUUCUUACUCUCUUGGUCAAACUGCAGAAGGGAGCAGGGUGAAGGGGCAGGAUAAGGGGAAAUGGUUUUAAGUUGAGGGAGGGAAGAUUUAGGUUGGAUAUCAGGGGAAAAUUCUUUACAGAGAGAGUGGUGAGGUGCUGGAACAGGCUGCCCAGAGAGGUUGUGGAUGCCCUGUCCCUGGAGGUGUUCAAGGCCAGAUUGGAUGGUGCCUUGGGCAGCCUGGUCUGGAAUUAAAUGGGGAGGUUGGUGGCCCUGCAUGAGGCAGAGGGGUUGGAGAUUCAUGAACCUUGAGGUCCCUUCCAACCCUGGCCGUUCUGUGAUUCUGUGAACUUGCCUGAGGUUCUGACUGUAAUCACAAUUAAUGAUUAAUGGUAACUCUAGUUAGUUGCAAAUGCUUAAAGGUAUGUGAAAGAAUGGUGACAUGGUUCUGCCUCAGAGCACACAACUAACACAAAUAAAGAUGGACCUGAGCUUAGCCUCUGGAAAACAAUGGAAGUAGGUUGAGGAACAUUCUCAUUUACACAUGGCUUCAUAAAACAAUUAAAAAUCAGUGCUAGAACUAAGAUCAGGGGCAAAGUAAGCAGAAGUGUUAUAAAUCAGCUGGAAGAUGAGUUACUUGCUUCAUAGCACCUCUUAAUCAGUCAGGCAUAUGCAACCAAGGCCCUAUACUCUGUUAGGAAUGCUGCAACUUAAGUAUCAGUGUUUUCUGAUUCUAAAUCACCUUUCCCCUGGUUGUAGACUUUAGGAUCAUUUAGUCCUUCCCCUUCAUUCUGAUUCCUGGGAUUCUGGGAGGUCUGCUUGUUGGUCCUCACUUUCGAAUACAGGAUCUGGCCUCAGCCCUGUGCUUCUGUCCAUGCCUCACGAGAUUUGUGGGUUAGUAACUACUGGUCACCACUGUCCUGAGCUGUGGCCUACUCUAGUCCGAAUCUACAAGUUACAUUUAGAGACACACUAUACCCUAUGUCCAUUUCUGUGGUUUCCCAAGAUGCUCGAAAUAUAAAAUGGUGGGUUGAGGAUGUUCCUGUUGUAUUGCCACUGCCAGGAAGCAGUGCUCCCCCAACCCCAGCAUGGCCGCAGCACACCUAGGUCCUGGCACACCUCGGUCCUGGCACACCUCAGACAUUUAAUAGCUCUAUGUCAAGCCUUCCUGGAGACCUCUCUGCCUCUCCUCAGCUCCCGGGAGCAGCCCUCUUCUGUGGAGGUGCUGGAUGGGCCAUAGUGCAGAGCUCCUUUGCUCUGGUUUUGUAGACCACCACUUUCGCCCUGCUGGGGAAUUCUCAGGCUGACAGCUGUGACCAGAGGGCAGUUCUCUAUGAAACGCAGACUUACCCAGUUCCUGUGAGACAUUUAACU